AUGUACUCUCUGUACCGCGCCUGGCUGAUGCGCGACGCCGUCGUGGCGGCGGCGGCCGCGGCGGCGGCCCAGCCGGCCGACGUCGUCGUCAGCGUGGGCGGCGCGGGGGGCGCCGAGGCGCGACAGUUCGCGGCGCACCGCGCGGUGCUGGCCGCGCACAGCGGCUACCUCAAGGCGCUGCUGGCCACCGCGGGCCCUGCCGUCUGCCUGCCCACCGUCGCCGGAGACGCCUUCGCGCCGCUGCUCGCCUUCAUGUACACCGGCGUGCUCGACCUCAACAGGGACAACAUCUACUCGGUGCUGCUGGCGACGCACUUGCUGCACAUGCCGCGCGCUCUGGACCUGUGCCGCGCCUACCUCCAGCAGCCGCCUCCGCCGCCUCCACCCCCGCCGCCCCUCGUCAAGCCGGUGCCCAGCCGCAAGCUGCCGCUGCUCGGCUUGCCCUACUGGCCGCCGCCGCCCCCACCGCACCACGUCGCUGCGGCCCCCACUGCCGCCUCCGCCGCCGCUGCUGCCCCACAGUGAGUAUCCACACGUUGUUAACUCACUAUUCACACGCAGCUGCUUCCUUCAGUAACGAGCACUGUUGUGGGCGACAGUGCACGGGGAGUCGCCGUUCCGGUGU
Schistocerca cancellata (South American locust) is the source of this 625-nucleotide messenger RNA. Its product is annotated as zinc finger and BTB domain-containing protein 5. The transcript has 2 exons. NCBI's taxonomy places the organism in Eukaryota, Metazoa, Arthropoda, Insecta, Orthoptera, Acrididae. The record is from RefSeq and is a predicted model, not a curated record. Gene Ontology annotation, molecular function: protein binding; DNA-binding transcription factor activity, RNA polymerase II-specific; RNA polymerase II cis-regulatory region sequence-specific DNA binding. Bases 1 to 525 code for a protein of 174 amino acids. Gene Ontology annotation, biological process: regulation of transcription by RNA polymerase II.